AUGUCUGCCAAGCCAGCUUCACAGAAAACUAAAUCUCCAUCCAAGAAAACUGACAAAUUGGAAAGAUCGCCGGAGGAAAUCGCGGAGGCCAAGAGAUUAGCCGAAGAAAAUGCAGCCAAAGCCAAGGAAAUUCAUAGGAAUGUGGUAGAUACGAUCGUCUCGAUGGUUGAUACCAUUGGAUCAGACCAGCUAAUUGAGAAGGUAAUUGCUUAUCGCUAAUUUUUCUUUAUGAGUUUAGUUACACUUGUUGGAUGUCGGAUCUUGGGAUGAAGUUGUUGAAGAGCGAUAUUUGGCAAGAUUCUGUGGUUUCCCCACUUGUGAUGAGACUGUAACUGUCAACAACUACAUGGGGAAAAAGUAUUGGAUACAGAAACGUGAAAAGAAGGUAGCCAUUUCACAUUUAUCUUCUCCAUUGUCCAUUUUGCAGUUGGUAAAGAAAUCUUUUCCAGAUUUACACUGCGAUACCCAAGGUUGAGAAAUUCUGCUCUCGAUUUUGUUACGAGCGUUCCAAUCACAUCCAAAUGCAACUCUACGAAGAGCCAUUGUGGAUGAAUUGGGAAAGGAAACCGAAGCAAUACCAAGUUGACCUUCCUCAUGGUGGACAUUCUUCCAACAAAAAAUUUGAAGACAUAUUCUCUCAAGAGACUGAUAGACUGUUAGUUACGCGGUUAAACGACCUCAAAAUUGCUGAGAAUCGAGGAUCAGACAGUGAAGAAGAUGCGGAUUCAGAAGACGAAGAGAAGGGCAAGAAGACGAAGAUGGAGGAUGAUGAAUUUGUCAGCGAGAUUCGAUCAUUUGUCUCGUCUGUAUCCUCCAUGUCGAAACAAAAGAUGUCAAGUAUGAGUGGUGCUGGCGGAGCUUCAACGGAUAUUAAUAACCCCAAGGCUCGUGAAAUUGCGGAGAAAAACAGGAAAAAGUUCGAAAAUUUGACGGAAAAGGAUAACAAAGAGCCGGCUAAAGUGAAUGUUAACAAGGAAACCAUUGUUAGGACCUCGGGAAGAUUGGAGAAACUAAUUCAGGUAAGAUUUUUUGUGUUUUUCUUGGUUUUCUAAAUAUUUUUUAUCUUUCCGCCUUCAAAAAGGCUUUUCGAAAGGACGAGAAAAGUGAAAAUAAAAUGCUUUCGGAACGUGCCUCAUUGGCUCAGGGGCAGAGCGUCUGUCUAGUAAACAGAAGGUCGCUGGUUCGAUUCCAGCAUGAGGCAGCUUUCUUUUUUUGUCGUUUUACUUUUGACAUUAUGGUAAUUUGUAUGGGGUUAAUGCAUUUUUAGUUGCAAAAAUUAAUAUUUUAUACAUUUAGGACAUUGCGCAACAAGAUGAGAAGGAAAAUGCUGCAAAAUCAUCUAAAGUACCAGACGAAAAACCAAAAGAACCCCAAAAUUCUGUGAAUUCGGCCCCGACCUCGACUAAAAAACCUGCUCAGAAGCUAAAAAAGAAGGUUGUCCAGAAAGAAGAACCUCUCUCACCUGAUAUGGAGGAAAAAUUGGCCAGGUUGAGGUCGAAAUUUGGCAACAAACCGAAUUCAAAUCUCCGGAAACCCCCAAUUUUGAUUGAACCUCCCAAACUUGAUGCCCAAUUAGCUGCCAAGAUGCCCGAAGAUCUCCGUUAG
Messenger RNA from Bursaphelenchus xylophilus (pine wood nematode), 1605 nucleotides. The record is from the annotation of a GenBank genome assembly. NCBI's taxonomy places the organism in Eukaryota, Metazoa, Nematoda, Chromadorea, Rhabditida, Aphelenchoididae.